Molecule: messenger RNA, 6054 nt
Organism: Colossoma macropomum (tambaqui)
Lineage: Eukaryota; Metazoa; Chordata; Actinopteri; Characiformes; Serrasalmidae
Gene: smcr8b
Product: Smith-Magenis syndrome chromosome region, candidate 8b
Exons: 2
Coding region: 1147-4203 (1018 amino acids)
Cellular component (GO): guanyl-nucleotide exchange factor complex
Molecular function (GO): GTPase activator activity
Source: RefSeq, a predicted model, not a curated record
UUCAGGCGCCUCAGGGUGCACCGUUUAAGGUGGAACGGGAGAAUUCCACCAAGACUCUGGCGAGUAGGAAGCCAACUUCAGCCUCGUCAGAGUGAGCAAAGGUCACCACGCCUUUUCACCGACGACUCCGCCGCCCUGCUGACCUCCUGCCGGAGGGACGACACGGCUGUGGGCAGUCUGAAGUGUCUGGAGGUCCGAGGAGCGGACGGGCAGCGCUCAGGCUGUGAAGCUGGGGUUUCUCUUCACAGAUAAACUUCAUCGAGGACACUGGACACUGGCUGAGUCACUGGCUACGCAGUUGGCCCGCCAAACACCGGUCAGCAGACUGAGGAACUUCAGUAUGAGGACCUCCUGAGGGUGACCACUCUGGGAGCUUGGUGUGAGUGCCCUUUUUAACGGACAUAUGUGUGUUUCUGCGAUCACAGGCGAUAGUUUUUGGUGUACAUGCUCACAUUUUUAGCAUGAGGCACAAAAAAUACUGUAUUAUCAGCGUCAUAUAACAUAAAGCAAGGCAAGUGUUAGUUAUGAGGCACAGUUUGGGUCAAAAUACCACCUCCAAGCCUUCAAAUGCAUAAAAAGAAGUUAAUGAUGUAUAAAAAUGACCUUUUAAAGGGUAUUUUCAAUCGAAACCAUACUGGAUAAAACUGGAUAAAAGUUAAAUAAUUAAAAUAAGCAUAUUUUUCUUGAUUGGUCAUUUAUGUCAUUGGUUUUCUAUGAAUAUGCCUCAUAUUUGUGUCCUAACCGUGGAGCAAAUGACCUGAAAUAAAGCCGUUUUCAAACCUACGUUAGAUGGAAACAUGCGUUAGCCAAAGAACACGUUGACGAGCGUGGGAAAUCUAAUCUGGCUUCACAGAAAUGCAAAUUUUCAUAUUCAGUAUUUUCCACACAACUGUUUUUAAAUGUCACAACUGACAGCUUCAGAAUUUCAGCUUCAGACACAUAAGAAGUUGGUGUUUUGUAAAGACUAAUUCAGUUCAGAUGAUAUUUAGUCUUUUACUUUAAUUAUACUCAUUUUGUAUGGCUUAUAAUUUGUAUUAGACUCAAACUUAAAAUUAAUUGUUGUGAUCCAUUUUCUACAAAUCUGGGGAGCCAAAAGCGCCUGUAGUUGCAGAAACACCCAUAUAUGUGUAAAACUGUGAUGCCACCAUGAUUGGCUCUCCGGACUUGCUGGCUUUCACCGCAGAGACUGAUUUCCGAGAACCGCCUUCAGACCCGCUUGUGCUUCCAGAGGAACUGUCCAUCCCGCUGUGUCCUCACUCAAGCGACUCUUCACCAUGGACCAGGACAUCCAGAGUUAAAUUCAAUAAAGAUUUUAUUCUGAUAGCUGAGUUUUCAGAGCAGGUUGGCCCCCAGCCCUUACUCACGAUCCCCGAUGAAACCAAGGCCUGUGGCUCUUUUGAUCUGAACCACUUCUCCCUCAGGAUCAUGUCAGUGGACUAUCAGACCUCCUUUGCAGGCCCCGGAGGUUCCAGCAAUGCAAAGCUGAAUUUUGUAGAAGACGCAAAAGUGGUUUUAGGGGAAUCCAGGGAAGGAGCCUAUGCUUAUGUGCACCACCUGACACUGUAUGACCUGGAAGCUCGUGGUUUCGUACGGCCGUUCUGCAUGGCCUACGUGUCCUCCCAAGAGGAAAAAAUAAUGCAUCACUUCCCUCAACUGUCUGCUGAGUUCUCCAAGGUGUCAGAGUGCUUGAAGACCGGAAACAGGAAGAACUUUGCCAACGAACUGGACAAAAAGCUGGGAGACCUAGAGUAUACCAGGUUAGUACUGCUGAGAGAGAUAAGGAGAGAGAGGCUAAGCGAUGUACCCGUCAGUGAGAUCAACGGAGGUGGGGAAGAGAUAGUAAAUGUCAGAUCUGCAUGGCAGAGAGUAAAUAAGGAUAAAAAAGGGAACAGUAGCUUAUCGCUGACCACAGAGGAAGAGAAAUUGAAAGAGAAAGACGGAUGUGAGUUUUCAAUUGAGGAAGUAGGCAAAAGUAAAGACGUGUCAGGGCUUGAUAAAGGGAACAAAUCUGGCUCGGUUGUGCUGAGCACUGGAACAGAGGGAGGAGGAAACAACGUAUCAAAGAGAAAGGAGGGGUUUGAGCAGCUGAAGGAGACAGAGGAAGGCCAGAGUGCAAGAUUACGGUGGCCUGAUAAAGCCGCAGAGUUGGCUAGUGUAGAGAAAGCCAUUCAGGAACACAGAAGCCUUUUGAAACAAGUCACCUCCUACCCAACCAGGAAGCUCAGGGAUCCUGAGUUUUUUCCCUAUGAGCCAGACGAUGCCCCUCACCCUUUGGAGCCAGAUCCGGACCCCUACACACAGCAUUCCCAAAUCCCUGAGCCAGGAGUUGAGUGCAGCGUUUUCACACAUGCAUCCUCACGCCCUCCACAGCUGGUUAGCUCCAGCUCAUGUCGGCAAUUUGACAAGCGUCUUAAGAAUUUGGAGGAGUUGUGCGAUGAAUACUUCCUCCAGCAGGCACUGAAACAGCUCCGCUCCAUUGAGAAGAAUUUCCGUGGAGACAGCAGCUACCUCUUCACACGCCAGCUCACUCAAAACUUACUCCAGCAUCUCAAAUCCACAAACUUCCUGUUUGAAGAUUCGUGCGACCUGAUCGUGGAGACAGAGCAGCAGCUCCACAAGCCCAAAGUUCGGCCAUCAUUGCUCCUUCCUGUUUCUCCGCUGCAGAGCGAGCCUGUAAGCCUGGAGUCGUACACCUCCUGUGUGGAAAUGGUGCCAAUCAAGCUUCAGGUCAGCAUGAAUGGACAGUCUCUAGCUGAGCCCAACUCUGUGCCAUCAUCACCUUGUUGUGAUGACUUGCCUUUGGCAACAGAUGCCCCAACAGAAUGUGACUGUCAGGACAAGGAGGGAGUUCCCAUACAAAUGAAGGACAGCAUAAGCAGUGGGGAGAGUAUUGAGGUUCUUGGCACAGAGAAGUCUUUCAGAACUCAGGGAACUCAUAUUUCUAUGGAAACAGUGCCACAGAGACCCCUUUCAUUUCCUGCACCUUUCCUUGAAAGUCGGAAACGGAGGGUGGCCACUCAACGGACAAACAGCGAGGACAGCAUUGAGGUGCUCAGCACUACAGACUCUAUCAUACCGGAUGAUCUGCGGGCCUCCUACCCCUCUGCUAUCCAUGAGGAAACUCCAGAGUGUGAGGGAGAGGAGAAAGACAGGACUCCAGGUCAGGAGAACAAAGGUGUGGAGGGGUGUAGGUGCAGCUCUGGGGAGGCAGUUCCGGCCGAGGGCGAAGAGAAAUGCAAAGACUUCCCAAGAACUCCUGGUACACCUGACACCCCCACUAUCGUUUUAACCACGCCUGAUCUUUGCAUAAACUUUGCCCUAAAUAAGGUCAACUAUCUGGACUCGCGUACCAUGGCAGGCCCACUUUUUCCUAUGAUUGAUACAGGGUCUCUUCAAGAGGGGCCUUUACAACUUUUACGAGAUGACUUGUCAGAUUGCACCAGUUACCUCAGCCUCGCUUCCACAGCCUCAGAAUUCACUCUCUCUCCUGAUCUCCACGGGGAGAAGAGUGUGGGCGGAAGUCGACGAAAGCGUGCCAGGUUAGGACGGGCUGCAUUGCGUUUCUUGCGCCAGUUUCCUUUUGCAGUGCAUGCAGUGUACAGCCUGCUGAGCGGGCGGACACUGGUGGUGCUCGGCAGCGAGGAAACUGUGGUUCGACGUUGGGUCACAGCGCUGACUAUCUACACUCCACAUGUAGGCAAGUACAGAGAGAGCAUCCAGCCCUGGACAUCAGACCCUCUACAAAUCACCGAUCUGCUAACCUGGAAACUCAUCGGCUUUAACAGGAUGGCGUCUCCUACUUCACCCAGCAUGCCUCCCUGCUUAGUCCGCUAUAGUCGUUACCUCAGCGUGCUCGACGUGGACCAGAGGACGUUGCGGUGCCCAGCCUACAGAGGUUCCUUGAUUUGUCCACUUGUUGAGCCAAGGACCCAGAUUGUUCACGGCACCACCUACUACCUGUACGCACGAAGUGUAAUCGGCAGGCUUGUCUCCAGAGCAUUCCUGCUCACCUUCUGUCACAGCCUCCACCAUCCCAGCAGCCCGAGCGAGAAGGUCAGUGCAGAGCGCUGCUACUGUGACCUCCACGACGACGAUAUGAAGAUACUCAAUUUCCUUUCGGAGCUCAUCGCACUGCAACUCACAGAUAACACUCCGAGGAUCCUCCGGUUCAGCAACACCGCCAGUACAGUUUUCAAACUCUGAUCCAGCCGUGUGAACGAGUACUAUGGGUACGUCCACAGUGCAAUUCCGAUUCGCUGCUGUUUGGUUGUUCAUAUCGUUCUCCUGAACUGAACACAAAGUACAACACUCCAGUCCAAGCACAACAGAGGCAACACACUCACAGCUGCUCUUCAUCUUUCCCUAAUUCCUCCCUUUGCCGAGUUAUGACAAAAUGGGAAAGUCGCAUGAAUUCCAAUCAGGCUGUUAAGAGGUUGCAAUGCCACUGAUCAGAUAUGCAUCAGACUUAAGCAUCACAUGUGAAAGCAGCCCAAAUCAGACAUGAAAAUGUGAUACUGACAUUGCUGUUCCAACUGUCAUUAAAAAACAAACCAGUGGGACAAGAAUUUUGCCUCUAUGUAAAAACAAUGCAGCCAGUUCAAAGCUGAGCAGGACUCACUGUGCAAAGCCAAAAGCAAUAAUGUGAUUAAUCCCAAAAUCUACAUUUCCUUCUGAUUAUUUUAUUUAGAUGCACAUGUGCUCCUGGUGGAGCAUGCAGGAGCAAAACUGGCUUAGUGAGUCCAGGCCCGUGGGGAAGAAAAACCCAUACUGGCAGGACAUUUGGUUUACUUUUGAGUAGACCAAGUCGGUAAACGUGCAAGUGUGCUUAAAAUGCUCCACAUAAUGCUUUAUAUUCAUAAGGAAAUAAUUGGAUAUUACGUCCAUAAUAAUGUGGAUUAUCAGCAUUUGGUCAUACAGUGCACAGCAUGGAUGAUAAGCCACUGGCAUAAUUAGCUGCUUAAUCAGAACAAUGGCAUUACUCAGGGUUUGUUAAACACUACUGAUUAAUUAAAGGGGAAAUCCACCCAUUUUUAAAAUUUCUGCAUAAUUCAGUGGUUGAGAUGUAAACAGUCACUGAGAGUGGUUCACUGUAGAGACACGUACAGACUCAGAGUUCUUUACAGUGAUGGGAACCAGAGGUUGCGAUGUCUACAGCACAAAUAUAGCCAUUUUAUUUACUACCCAAACCUACACGUGUCUUAUGUAUAAUGUUGAUGGUAAAUCUGGAAAUAAAAAAAAAAACAAGGUUUUAUGUGGGUAUCAUCAUAAAAGCUUCUCAAAACAGUGUCUCAACCAUUUCAUAAUAUAUUUCUACAAUGUAGCUUCAGCACUGUAAUCAAUUCUGACUCCUGUCCAUUUUUCUGGAAGAGAGUAUUACAUGAAACCACUCUGACUGACUUUGUUUACAUCUCGGCAAUUUAAUUAUGCAGAAAUGUUUGCGAAAUCAGAGCGAUUCCCUUUAAAACUUGUAAAACCUCCAUGACUACGACUGAUAUGUUAAUUUUUUUUCCAGAUCUCAUCCUCAACAAUGCAGUGUCUGUUAUAGUGAUGCAUUUAUUGAGCCAUAAGAGUUUUUUUUGGCAAUAGUGUUUACAAUAACCCAACACAUGCACAAGGCUGCAUUCUCCUAUUUUGAAACGUAAUUUUUUUCCAGCUUUUUCAUUUUACACAUUAAGAAGAGUGUAUACAUACGUAACAGAGUUACCAAAGCUGUCCUUAUAUCAAGAGCCCUUGUUGAGGCCCUGCCUUCCACGUGCUGCUUCAUAUUUUAGUGGUCCUUCUAAAGUGUAUACAAUAAAAGUGAGUAUGACUGAGAAAGCAGCUUAAAGUGCCUUGGAGUGUUGCUAGCUUUGCUAGUGCUGUACUUGAAGAAAAACACUGGUAAAUACUGGUGUAUUAAUCUAGUUGAGGUCUUUCUGAGAGGGUCAUGGCACCGUCCAGCUCUGUGUGUGAAUACAAACGUGAGAAAUAGCUGUUUUGAAAUGUAUUGUCGUAACUGAAAUGUAUUUUUUUUAAAUAUCAGAUAAUAUAUUCAAUAAAGAGUGCUUAAAAAUA